AUGUCCUCUGCACUCUUACACCCACCUGCACAUCUCCCGCCAGCACUGGCCUUACAAAACUCUCAGCAAGCUCCCUCUAUAUUGCGAAACACACCUUCAUCGAUAUCAUCAUGGUCCUUAAGCUCGAUUUGGACGGCUGCGGAAUCACCAGAAUUGUGGACUACUUACGAAAACCUAUUAAUGUCAUGCUUGCGAACUGGUGAUGAGAAAUCUGCGCAGCUAUGUAUCAAGCGACUCCAGGAAAGGUUCGGGGUUGAAAACGAGCGGAUUAUGGCAAUGAGAGGAUUACUCUGUGAAGUCAACGCAGAAGACAAUGCAGCAUUACAAAAAGUACUGGACGGAUACGAACAAAACUUGUCGGAUAAUCCAAAUAACAUGCCUAUCUUGAAACGUCGUAUUUCGGUUCUCAGGUCACUUGGAAAAACCUCAGAGGCAAUUACCGCACUCAAUGAGUUGUUGGACUUAUCCCCCACGGAUGCAGAAUCCUGGGCAGAGUUGGCAGAUCUUUAUGUUUCGCAGGGCAUGUAUCCACAAGGAAUUUUUGCAUUGGAAGAGGUCCUGCUCAUCACACCUAAUGCAUGGAAUAUGCACGCCCGACUCGGAGAGAUUCUAUACAUUGCCGCAGGUGUGAAUGAUUCGAACUCGGACCGGUACCUUGCAGACUCUUUGCGAAGGUUUUGUAGAAGCAUCGAAUUAUGUGAUGACUAUCUUCGUGGAUACUAUGGCUUGAAACUGGCUAGUAGUCAACUUCUCCGCAAGCCCCCAACAAGUCGAAACAGCAAACCAGAUAAUAAUCUGCCCUUCCCAGAUACAAACACAAUCGAGAAGCUGAAUGAGACGGCUACAUCUAAAUUAUCGGAAAUCGUCCGACGAAGUGCUGCUAAAGAACCUGGCUGGGAGGGUUAUGACGAAGCUUCCCUCAUCGCCGCUCGUGAAUUAUUGAAUAGAGAUUCGGGUUCUAUUACUCGUUGA
This is a messenger RNA of Botrytis deweyae, 972 nucleotides long. RefSeq lists its product as uncharacterized. The transcript is spliced from 4 exons. Bases 1 to 972 code for a protein of 323 amino acids. Gene Ontology annotation, molecular function: protein binding. The record is from RefSeq and is a predicted model, not a curated record. Gene Ontology annotation, biological process: protein folding in endoplasmic reticulum. Gene Ontology annotation, cellular component: EMC complex. NCBI's taxonomy places the organism in Eukaryota, Fungi, Ascomycota, Leotiomycetes, Helotiales, Sclerotiniaceae.